Prinia subflava (tawny-flanked prinia) is the source of this 2005-nucleotide messenger RNA. RefSeq names its product interleukin-20-like. The transcript has 5 exons. The record is from RefSeq and is a predicted model, not a curated record. Lineage: Eukaryota; Metazoa; Chordata; Aves; Passeriformes; Cisticolidae. The coding region runs from base 176 to 751 and encodes 191 amino acids.
CUCUCCUGUUAAAUAUUUGAUUUUGUUUGUUUUUUUUUUUCUCUUGCUCAUGGGGAGCAAAAAGGAAAUGGGUCAGGGAUACUAAUGAGUUUGGGGUUUUUAAUACAGAUGUACAAGUUUUAUAUAAAAUGUGCGUAUUUUCACAUGGAUCUCAGUUGUGUUAUUCAGGAAAAUAAUGAGGAGUGUUCUGUUCCUCGGGCAGGUGUCCCAGGCCGCUGACAUGAGAGGAUCCCCCUUGCUCCUCUGCCUCCUCUCCACGUCCUGCUGGGUGAAUUUGAUGCCUGCAGCCGGCGACAAAAUCUUCCACUUUGGACCCUGCAGGGUCUCCAUGAGCAUGACGGAGAUCAGGGCUGGUUUCACAGCGAUCAAAGCCAAUAUUCAAUCCAGAGACCCCAUCCGGAGCCUGAGCAUCCUGUCCCACCCUCACUCCCUCCACAAAGUUAAGUCUUCAGACAGAUGCUGCAUCACCCAUCAGCUGCUCACCUUCUACGUGGACAAAGUUUUCAAGCACUGCAGGACCGAGGACUCGUUUGUGAACAGGAAAAUCAGCAGCAUUGCCAACUCCUUCCUCAGCGCCACGAGGGAGCUGGGGCAGUGUCGUGAGCAGAACAACUGCGUGUGUGGGGAGGAAUCCACGGAGAAAUUCAAGCAAAUACUUGCAAACUAUGAAGGGCUGGACGUCACCUCUGCAGCCAUGAAAUCCCUGGGGGAGCUGGACAUCCUCCUGGACUGGAUGGAGAAAUCUCGUUAGUGAGCGGCGUUAAUUACCCACGGCCGGCCGGGGCUGAGGAGCUGCAGGGGCUUUGCAGAGGUGAGAGGGACAAUAAAUCCCUGCAUCAGUGCAGGUCCUCAGCAAACGUUCAGGCAAACACGGAGUGCUCUGCCAGCCAGGGACCUCAGCAGAGCCCUCAUUAAGACAGAAAUAACGAGUUUGAUUAAAUCAGCAUCGCCCUCCUGCUACCCAAGGAUGCUCCCAGGAAAAACCCACAGGGGUUUCUCUUGCUGGCAGACCUAAACUGUGAUCAUGUCAUAAAAUUAUUGUUUAAAUUACAGUUUUUUUGGCUGGGGAAUGUGGGGAAUGAGUGCUGGGAGGACUCGGGUGUUGCUGGUGUUGCAUAAACCCGGAUUUGGUCUCAGGGCUGCUGCCACUGAUGGAUCUGGCUGAAAUGAGAAGUACAGUGUGAGAAAUGCUUCCAAGAACAGGUCCUAGCAGGUGUCUCAGGCCUUAGAAAUCCGUGUUUCCUUUUGAGAUGAUAUUUUCUGCCCUAUCAGUAAAAAAGGUUUUUUGUGCAAGAUAUGUGGUUGCUGAAUAGAAAAAUGUUCUUGAGUGUAUUGUGCAAUUUACUGACACUCAGUAGUGAGUUUUGUGGAAAUUGGUUGUGAUGACUGUAAAUAAACCCCACUUGAAACUGUGCUGAGUCUGUGUGUCAGAAUUCUGAGGAAUUAUAUGAUUCUUGCUGCUGAAACUCUCUGAAUUCUCUGUGGUGUCCUUUUACAGCAGACGCUGUCACUCUGGCAUGCCAGGGCUGAUGCAUCCUCCCAGGCACGCCAGAAACACCAAACUCAGACCUCAGUGCUGCUGAAUCCCCCCGGUUUGCCCCCAAAACUGUAAAUUAUUUAUAGCUCUGCUCUGUUCUCUCCCACUUUGGGUGCUGCGUGCCCUAAAUCCCAGCUGGGGACAGCGCCAGCGUUUCCCUGCAGCACACGAGGGGCUCUGGGGGCAUCUGUGAUUCACUUCCAAAGGAAAGAUCUCUGCCUGCUCACUGCCCUCCCUCGGGUGUUUCCUAAUUCCAGAGGAAACCUUUGCAGGGCUGUGAUUCUGUUAAUUCACUUUCUCAGGGUUUAGUUUGUCCGGCUGUCAGGGCACAAACAGGUGAGCACAGCUCCCCAAAAACAGGGGAACACAUCUCCCCAAAAACAGGUGAACUCAUCUCCCCAAAACAGAGGAACACAUCUCCCCAAAAACAGAGGAACACAUCUCCCCAAAAACAGGGGAACACAUCUC